This is a messenger RNA of Parnassius mnemosyne (clouded apollo), 3789 nucleotides long. The record is from the annotation of a GenBank genome assembly. Lineage: Eukaryota; Metazoa; Arthropoda; Insecta; Lepidoptera; Papilionidae.
GUCUCGGGUCGGGUUCACAAACAUUCAAACAGCUGUGCGGCUUCGGGCCUUCGGGCACCAUCGCUUUUGUUCGGCCUGGGAUAUAUACACACACCGCAUAGAGCGUAUACUGUAUAGUAUAGUGUGUGCACCAGUCUAUUGCUGUACUGACGAACAAGUUCGUUGUCUCUGACUGAUUCAGAUUCAGUAGCACAUGAGUUUCCGUGGUGGGAGGACGUCGCUACCCCGCCUUGCGUUUAAUAAUAAAUCAACAUAAAGGGCUUCCAGUGAAUCAAGUUUUAUACGUUACUAAAAUCAUAGUUUUUGUAUAGUGUAUAUAGUGAUUCAGUUGUUUCCGCCUCAGUGGAUUUCUCUUUGUGAAUCAGAAAACCUCUAUCCUGCGCAAUAAGACCCAGGAUGGUAAAAACGCGAUGACGCCCGGGCUGAAGAUGGAGUCAAAGAGCACCCAGAUCCACUUGCCGCUGAUGGGGCGCGGCAGCCGCGGCGAUCUCAGCGACAAGGUCACCUUCUCACAAAUCAAGUCACCAGAACAGCUCAAUAAUGGACAGCUUUUGGGGGGCUCACAGAUGAACCUAUGCAAUGGCGGUGUGGGCACAGCCGCGAUGACCGGUCUCGUCCCCAAGAUCCACAAUGACUGCGGCGACCAAAAGAAACCGAUGGCGUCCCUAACACAUCUUCCCAAACGACCGCCAGUCGAUAUAGAGUUCUCUGAUCUCUCCUACUCCGUUAGCGAAGGCAGAAAGCGAGGGUACAAAGCGUUGCUCAAGUGCAUCAAUGGGACUUUUCGCUCCGGUGAGCUGACCGCCAUUAUGGGACCUUCAGGAGCUGGGAAAAGCACUCUUAUGAAUAUUUUAGCGGGAUACAAAACGUCCAACGUAACUGGAUCAAUACUCAUAAAUGGUAAAGAAAGAAAUCUCCGACGGUUUCGGAAGCUCUCCUGCUAUAUAAUGCAGGAUGACUGCCUUCUACCUCAUCUUACCAUACGGGAAGCGAUGUAUGUCUCAGCAAAUCUAAAGCUAGGGAAAGACAUGACGGUUACCGCAAAGAAAAUUGUGAUCGAUGAAAUUCUAGAAAUGUUGAGCCUUGUCGAUGCAGCUGAUACUCGCACGAUAAACCUAUCAGGGGGCCAAAAGAAACGUCUGUCGAUAGCUUUAGAGCUGGUUAACAAUCCACCUGUGAUGUUCUUCGAUGAACCGACUUCAGGGUUGGAUAGUUCGUCGUGUUUCCAAUGCAUAUCAUUAUUGAAGUCAUUAGCGAGAGGUGGCAGAACCAUUAUAUGCACAAUACAUCAACCGUCCGCGCGAUUGUUUGAAAUGUUCGACUUUUUGUACACUUUAUCAGAAGGGCAAUGUAUAUACCAGGGAAGAGUUUGUGGCUUGGUACCCUUUUUAUCGUCAAUGAGUCUACAUUGUCCGAGUUAUCACAAUCCUGCUGAUUAUGUAAUGGAAGUGGCGACGGGUGAGCACGGUGAUUGGGUGCAUAAGUUGGUGAUGGCGGUCAACAAGGGCUAUUGUGGCCGCGGGCAGACAUCGACAUCGUCGUCAUCAUCGUCCGUCCCACAAAACUGCAACUUUAACAACCAAAGUAAGAGUAAUGUGGAAAAAGUAGACGCAUUACAAAUUGUGAUAGAUAAACCCACCUGCACUGUGAUAGACAUGUCCGAACCAAAUAUAAAUACGGAGAAACAAAACGCUUUACCUAACGCAACGAACCUCGCACCGGUGACUUGCACCACUUCCCUCCUCGACUCAAGUGAAAGUUUCACGAAGAAACCUAUCAACGCUGGUUUCCCUACGUCCGGCUGGAAGCAAUUCUGGAUUCUAUUGAAACGGACGUUCAGGAGCAUAUUACGUGAUCAAAUGUUGACGCAUUUAAGGCUAUGUUCGCAUACAGUCGUCGGUCUGUUAAUCGGGUUCCUGUAUUACGAUAUAGGCCAUGACGCAGCUAAAGUGAUGAGCAACGCUGGCUGUAUAUUCUUUACUGUGAUGUUUACUAUGUUUACAGCUAUGAUGCCCACUAUCCUUACAUUCCCAACAGAGAUGAGCGUGUUUGUGCGAGAGCAUUUGAACUAUUGGUACUCAUUGAAAGCGUUCUACUUCGCGAAGACUAUGGCGGAUUUACCGUUUCAGAUCGUGUUCAGUGGCGUGUACGUGAUAAUCGUAUACUUUAUGACCGGGCAGCCGAUGCAAACGGACAGAGUACUAAUGUUUACUACAAUAAACAUUCUGACAGCGCUGGUCGCCCAAUCGCUAGGCUUGCUCAUAGGCGCUGCCAUGAAAAUCGAAACCGGGGUCUAUCUCGGACCUGUAACGACCAUCCCCGUCGUUCUUUUCUCCGGUUUCUUCGUGAACUUCAACGCGAUACCAAGCUAUUUGCAAUGGUUGACAUACCUCAGUUACGUCAGAUACGGCUUCGAAGGGGCUAUGUUAUCGGUAUAUGGAUUUGGAAGAGAGAAACUUCACUGCUCUGAAGCAUACUGCCAUUUCAGAAAUCCUGAUAUGUUCCUCAAAGAGAUGACGAUGGAUCAUGCGAAUUUUUGGGUCGAUGUAGGAGCGCUGAGUGCUUUCUUCGUUUUUAUUAGAGUAAUUUCCUAUUUAGUUCUAAGGUUCAAGUUGAAGAUGAUGCAGUAGAGGAUAUUUAUGCACAAAACGUGAAGCUUACGUAUAUCGGUGAUAUGAACAUUUCCGAUUUUUCAACAAGUUGUAAAAUGCACGACGUAUUCAUAUUUGAGGAUGACUGAAACUGGAAUGUCAAUAAAGGUUAUUGCACAUUUGUCAGCACCGUACAUGCGUACGUAGAUAACUUUUUCGCCUAUUUCCUGGUUCCGCAUCAUCUAUCACAGAUGAUUAUUAGAAUCCUUGUUCUGCUUACAGAAAUUCCGAUGGCAAGGAGAUUGAACAAGUCCUGGCCAGAGCUGACUUACGUAGUAGCUAGAGACCACCCUGGUAAAGGAGAUGGGCGUCGUCUUCUUAAUAACAGCUAAAAAUAAAAGACUGCGGUUGUAAACCCGCCUGCCAAGCGUGGCAACUGUUACAAAUAUCCUAGCCUCAAUAAUACCUCUAGCAAUCUAUGGCGUAGACGUAGGUAUUUUACAUGAGUACACGCCAAUUUGCUGUUUUUCUUGCUGUGAACGUUCAGACGUUGCGACGUUGUGAACGUUCGGACUUAACUGUAUUAAGACGCGUAUGCGUACGGGGUAAUGCGUACAGUGCAGGCAAAUUUACGUUGACCCUAAAUUUAGCUCAGUAUCUGUUAUUUGCGUAUUGCUAUUGUCACUGGUGUGUUUACGUACGUACCGAGGCGGUUAGUUAAAAAUGUAGAACUAAAUUAGUUUUCGAAAUAUAUAGCUUUAUAGGUCGCAAUAGUUUGUUUAUACGUACACAAUAGGUUAGUUAAGGUUUUAUAGAUGAUCGGGCCCAUGACUUAAUCUUAAGUUACUUAAAUCGUAAUGAAAUGAUAUUAAUUUUGUUUCUAUUUAUAAACUCGUAAUGUGGAGUUUUUACUUAAUAUAUAAUAUGCGUUUGACGGAAUGGCAUCUAUCAGAAUGUAACGUAUUAUUACAAGAUUAGAAAUUUUAGAUACAUAAUGAGUGUGCCGUUUUGACAGAAGCCAUUUUGGAAAAAUUACAUUUACUCAAUUUAUCAUUAUAUUCUAGAUUUUAAUUAGAUUCAUGAAGUACCUUGUAUUACGCUAAAGAUUUUUCGUAAAUCUCUAUAUGUCUAUCCUAAUUACCAGUAUUUAUUAAUUAUUAAUAAACGACUGUGAUUUUUAUUAGCAGUGUUGUUUGUU